Bombus impatiens (common eastern bumble bee) is the source of this 3747-nucleotide messenger RNA. RefSeq names its product insulin-degrading enzyme (gene Ide). Gene Ontology annotation, cellular component: cytosol; mitochondrion. The record is from RefSeq and is a predicted model, not a curated record. Lineage: Eukaryota; Metazoa; Arthropoda; Insecta; Hymenoptera; Apidae. The transcript has 14 exons. Gene Ontology annotation, molecular function: metalloendopeptidase activity; metal ion binding. The coding region runs from base 348 to 3302 and encodes 984 amino acids. Gene Ontology annotation, biological process: peptide catabolic process.
UAGACUUCAUUUUUGAUGUAAAGAAAUUAAUCUUGUGAAGUGUAUAAUUCUGUAUUACAUUGUUCGACUCUUAUUCUAACCUAACAGUGCAUUUUAUCUUUUUAUAUAUUAUUCUUAUUUAUAUGAAAUAUUUACAUUAUAUUAUCGAUCAUUAAAAAAUUAUAUAGCAUUGGAAUGCAUAUAAUAACCCGAUUAUUAAAAAAAUUGUUUUUUAAUUAAUUGAGGGUAAAACAGGAUUAUAGAAUUUGAGUAUUGAAAAGAGUUAGAUAUUAUUAAGAAAAAUUGUAAAACAAGAUUAUAAAACAAAAUUGUGUAAAUCGUCUAGUAUAAAAGUAUCUAAAUCCAACAUGGUUCAUCAUAAUCUUAUAGAAAAGCGAUACGAUAACAUAACUAAAUCACCAAAUGAUAAAAGGGAAUAUAGAGGUCUUUUGCUUUCUAAUAAAAUGAGAGUUUUACUCAUUAGUGAUCCCACAACAGAUAAAAGUGCCGCUGCUUUGAAUGUGAAUAUUGGUUAUUUAAGUGAACCAGAUGAUUUACCAGGCUUAGCACAUUUUUGUGAACAUAUGUUAUUUCUGGGAACAGAAAAAUAUCCAGAAAAAAAUGAUUAUAAUAAAUAUUUAUCACAAAAUGGUGGUACUUAUAAUGCAUCAACUUAUAUGGAUCAUACACUUUAUUAUUUUGAUGUACAUGCAGAAAAAUUAAAAGGUGCAUUAGAUCGUUUUGCACAAUUUUUUAUUGCACCACUCUUUACAGAAGCUUUAACUGAGUUAGAAUUAAAUGCUAUCCAUAUGGAAUGUAAAAAAAAUUUAGCAAAUGAUACAUGGCGCCUUGAUCAAUUAGAUAGAUCAUCAGCUGAUCCAAGUCAUCCUUUCUCAAAAUUUGCUACUGGGAAUAAGGAAACUUUAGAUAUAAUCCCAAAGCAGAAAGGAAUAAAUGUACGGGAAAAAUUACUUGAAUUUCAUAACAAAUUUUAUUCCUCUAACAUUAUGGCAUUAUCUGUAUUUGGUAAAGAGAGUUUAGAUGAACUUGAACAAAUGGUAGUAGAGUUAUUUUCUCAAGUGAAAAAUAAAGAUAUUACAGUACCUACUUGGCCGGAACAUCCUUUUAAUUCAAAGCAACAUUUUCAAAACAGGUGGUAUGUUGUUCCAAUAAAAGACAUUAGAAAUUUGUAUAUUAUAUUUCCUAUACCUGACUUGCGAGAACAUUAUAAAUCAGCGCCUGCACAUUAUAUUUCACAUCUAUUAGGACAUGAAGGGGAAGGAUCACUUUUAUCUUUAUUGAAAGCAAAAGGAUGGUGCAAUUCGCUUGGUUCAGGUAAACGAUUAGGUGCUAGAGGUUUUAGCUUCUUUGCUGUUUUUGUUGAUUUAACAGAAGAAGGCAUUCAACAUGUUGAUGAUAUUGUCCUCUUAACGUUCCAAUAUAUUAACAUGCUAAACAAACAUGGACCAGUUGAGUGGAUUUACAAUGAAUAUAGAGACAUCGCAAAUAUAAAUUUUCGAUUCAAGGAAAAAGGUUAUCCUUGUGAUUAUGUCAGUGGUAUAGCACAAAUAUUAUAUGAUUAUCCAAUGGAAGAAAUCUUAAUAGCGGAACAUCUUUUUCCGUUGUGGAAACCAGAUUUAAUCACAUGGGUAAUGGAAUAUUUGAAACCAGAAAAUGUUAGAAUUCAUGUAGUUGCAAAGUUAUAUGAAGAUAUAGCUGACGAAACUGAAAAAUGGUAUGGUGUUAAAUUUAAAAAAGAAAAGAUACCACAAAAUAUAAUAAGUAAAUGGAUUAAUGCUGGUUUAAAUUCGGAUUUACAAUUGCCACCAAAGAAUGAGUUCAUACCAGAAAAAUUUGAUAUAAAACCAGCAGAAAGUACUAUAUCCAAAUUUCCAGUAAUUAUUGAAGACACUCCACUAAUAAGAUUAUGGUUUAAACAAGAUGAUGAAUUUCUUAUACCCAGAGCUAAUUUAUUUAUCGAUUUCGUCAGUCCACUGGCAUACAUGGAUCCUCUUAGUUGUAAUUUAACAUAUAUAUUUGUAUUAUUAUUUCGUGAUGCUCUAAAUGAAUAUGCAUAUGCCGCCGACAUUGUUGGUCUUAAAUGGGAGCUCACUAAUAGUAAAUAUGGAAUGACACUGGGAAUUGUUGGCUACGAUGAUAAACAACAAGUGUUACUGAAUAAAAUUAUUGAUAAAAUGAUCAAUUUUAAAGUUGAUCCAAAAAGAUUUGAAAUUUGGAAAGAAAAUUAUAUUAGAAGCCUGAAAAAUUAUAAAGCUGAACAGCCAUAUCAGCAUGCAGUUUAUUAUCUUGCUGUUUUAUUAUCAGAGCAAAUUUGGAUGAAGGAUGAAUUACUAAAUGCUACGUCUCAUUUAACAGUUGAAAGAGUACAAAAUUUCAUCCCACAAUUUUUAAACAAAAUACAUAUGGAAUGUUUAAUACAUGGUAACAUAACAAUGUCAGAAGCUAUUGAAACUGCAAAGUCAAUAGAAUCAAAAUUAUCAAAUGCAGUUCCUCAUAUAGUACCACUUCUAUCUAGGCAGUUAAUUUUACAUCGUGAAAUCAAACUAGAAGAUGGUUGUCAAUUUUUAUUUGAAGUAAAAACUAAAUUUCAUAGUAAUUCAUGUACGCAAGUUUAUUAUCAAACUGGUUUACAAUCAACAGAAUCAAAUAUGCUUCUAGAACUUUUAGCACAGAUUUUAUCAGAACCUUGUUUUACUACGUUAAGAACUAAAGAACAAUUGGGAUAUAUAGUGUUUAGUGGAGUUCGAAGAACAAAUGGUGCACAAGGUUUAAGAAUUAUAGUUCAAAGUGACAGACAUCCUAAAUAUGUUGAACAAAGAAUUAACGCGUUUUUAAAUUCUAUGUUGCAAUAUAUACCAUCUAUGACAAAAGAAGAAUUUAAUGCACAUAAAGAAUCACUAGCAAUACGACGACUUGAAAAACCUAAACAAAUGACUACUUUAUCUGCCAUAUUUUGGAGUGAAAUUAUAUCACAACAAUAUAAUUUCGAUAGAGCAAAUAUUGAAGUUGCAUAUUUAAAAACUAUAACACAGGAACAAAUACUAAAGUUUUAUAAAGAAAUAUUUCAAAAUGACAUUCAACGUAAAUUAUCAGUACAUGUACUUUCUACACUAAAAGAUGUAAAAUUAGAAGAUGAAAAUGUAAUGGAAUCUAAUGAAUACAUUUCAUCAGACGGAACAAAUAAUAUUGAACCAAAAAAAAUUGAUGAUAUCAUAUCAUUUAAAAUUAGUCAGUGUUUGUAUCCAUUAUUGAAGCCAUUCAGUGAUAUACCAAGAAAAGGCGCACACUCAUCAAAAUUAUGAAGUGCUUAAUAAUAACUGUGAAUAUGUGUUUUAAUAAUGUCACUGCACCUGCAGAUUGUAGUAAAUAUCAGGUAAAUAAAUGAUUUUAACAUACUCUGUUAUAUAAAAAACAAUGUUUAAAAUAUUAAAUAAUCAUUUAAGAUAUUAAUUUUAUAAAUGCUGAUGGAUAUAAAAGUAAAAGAGUAACUAUAAAAAGUAGAAAGCAGUUGUAGUAAAUGAUAAGUAACUACAUCACAUAUGUAAUAAAGUCUAUAUUCAAAUAUACUCUAUCAAUAGUCCAUAAGCAUUUAAGUGAGUACUUAAUAGAUUAAGAAAUACAAGUAGUUGUUUUAUUAUACCUCAAAAUUUCUGUAUACUCAUAAAAUUUUGUAAAAAUAAAUACGUAACUACUUCGAAGUUGUAACCUCAACUACAGGACCUUAUACCAACUAAUAGAUGAGCUAAA